AUGGCGACACCAGAAACUGUUGACAGCAUUUUGGACAUGCCGUGUUCGUGGCGGGAAUAUGUGGCUAACGUUUUCCUGGAGAGCGGACAUGUCAACAGGGCGGCUAUUGUAGGACAGGACGGCCGACGUUGGGCGGCAUCACCAGCAUUUGAUGUCACAUCCUCGGAGAUUCAGGCUAUUCUGGACGGGUUCGUGGAUCCCUCUUCCAUACGGGCGUUAGGGAUUAGUCUAAGCAACAAACGGUACACAUGUACCCGUCAAGACAGCACGGUGAUGGUAGGUCGGGACAGUGCAACAGGGUUUGGCUGUGUCAUCUAUAAGUGUAAGUCAUGUCUCCUUAUAGGUGUUUAUGAGGAAUCAGGCCACCCGGGUGGGUGCUACAGCAUGUUGGUCAAAGUUGGAGACUACCUGAAGGAUCAGGGCUAUUGA
Messenger RNA from Ylistrum balloti, 429 nucleotides. RefSeq names its product profilin-2-like. Lineage: Eukaryota; Metazoa; Mollusca; Bivalvia; Pectinida; Pectinidae. The record is from RefSeq and is a predicted model, not a curated record. Gene Ontology annotation, molecular function: actin monomer binding. The coding region runs from base 1 to 429 and encodes 142 amino acids. Gene Ontology annotation, cellular component: cell cortex. The transcript has 2 exons.